UGCUAUCCAAUUUUUUUGUGUGAUUAUUCCCUCUUCACACACCAGCCUAUAAAAAGCCUUCUCCCUUGCUCCUACACUUGAACAAAUUAAGAGUAAUUGUCACCAACAUAGUAACAUUUAACCACACCUGUGGCCAAAUGACAUCCUCAGUUCCCUUGGUCUCCACCUUAUUGCUUUGCUCUAUUGCUCUUCUCUACUCUGCAUCAUUUGGAGCUGAAGCAUGGACCUCGCCCUACAUACCCGUCUCUUCCCUCAUCAGCAAAAGUCUUUAUGACACAUUUUUCCUUCACAAAGAUGACACUGCAUGCCCUGCCAAAGACUUCUACCCCUACGACGCCUUCAUUCGUGCAUCCAAAUCCUUCCCUGCGUUUGGUACCACCGGAUGUUUAGCAACACGCAAGCGUGAGAUUGCUGCGUUUCUCGCUCAGAUUUCCCACGAAACCACUGGCGGCUGGGCCACCGCACCCGACGGCCCAUUUGCAUGGGGUCUCUGCUUCAAGGAAGAAAUUAGUCCUCAGAGUAAUUACUGUGAUUCUACUAACACCCAAUGGCCUUGUUUCCCAGGCAAAAGCUACAAGGGUCGAGGACCCAUUCAACUUUCUUGGAACUACAACUAUGGUCCAGCAGGGAAGGCUUUGGGAUUUGAUGGGCUGAGGAACCCAGAGAUUGUGGCGAACAAUUCUGUGAUAGCCUUCAAAACUGCUAUGUGGUUUUGGAUGACAGAGCAAAAGCCAAAACCUUCAUGCCACAAUGUGAUGGUUGGGAUAUAUGUGCCGACAGAAGAUGACAUAGCAGCAAACCGAACAGCGGGUUAUGGUUUGGUGACUAACAUAAUCAAUGGUGGACUGGAAUGUGGGAUUCCUGGUGAUGCAAGAGUGAAUGAUCGGAUUGGGUUUUUCGAAAGGUAUACGAAGUUGUUCAACGUGGACACUGGACCUAACUUGGAUUGUGCAUAUCAGAAACCCUUCUAACUCUUUCGUUAUGUUUUUGUUUUGUGUUUUUCUUUUCCUUUAAUUUAAUUUUUUUUUCUCUGCCAAGACUUUAAUAAUGUAUUGAAAGAAAGCAAAUACUACCUGCUUCAUGGAAUUUUCCUAAUGUACUCAAAACAGAAGUUGACAAACAAAGUUUUAUAUUAUUCUUGAU
Molecule: messenger RNA, 1143 nt
Organism: Glycine soja
Lineage: Eukaryota; Viridiplantae; Streptophyta; Magnoliopsida; Fabales; Fabaceae
Product: chitinase 10-like
Exons: 2
Coding region: 138-971 (277 amino acids)
Biological process (GO): carbohydrate metabolic process; cell wall macromolecule catabolic process; chitin catabolic process
Molecular function (GO): chitinase activity
Source: RefSeq, a predicted model, not a curated record